Drosophila busckii is the source of this 1354-nucleotide messenger RNA. RefSeq names its product WD repeat domain-containing protein 83. Gene Ontology annotation, molecular function: protein binding. The transcript is spliced from 3 exons. The record is from RefSeq and is a predicted model, not a curated record. Gene Ontology annotation, cellular component: catalytic step 2 spliceosome. The coding region runs from base 25 to 951 and encodes 308 amino acids. Gene Ontology annotation, biological process: mRNA splicing, via spliceosome; intein-mediated protein splicing. NCBI's taxonomy places the organism in Eukaryota, Metazoa, Arthropoda, Insecta, Diptera, Drosophilidae.
UUAAAUUGAAUUGUUUGUUUACAAAUGCCGGAAUUUAAUAAUUUUAAUUGUGCAAAAACUAUAGACUGUAAACAGGGUGCAGUGCGUGCGGUGCGCUAUAAUGUGGACGGUACUUACUGCAUGAGCUGUGGCUCGGAUAAAAAAGUAAAACUCUGGAAUCCAGCGACGGGUUUGCUUCUUAAGACUUAUGGUGGCCAUGCAGACGAGGUAACCGAUGUCGCCGGUAGCUGUGAAAGCAGCCACAUAGUAUCAUCGAGUCUGGACAAAAGCAUCAUCUACUGGGAUGUAUCCACAGGCACGCCGGUGCGUCGACUGCGCUGUCAUGCUGGUGGCGUGCGUUGUGUCUGCUUCAAUGAAGACUCCUCCAUAGCCAUAAGCGGUGGGCGCGACAACGCUGUGAUGUGCUGGGACAUACGCACGCGUCGCCUGGAUCCUGUGCAGGUGAUGAAGGAUGCACGCGAUUGCAUUACCACAGUGCUAACCAAUGAGCACAAUAUCUAUGCUGCCUCUCUAGACGGCUGUGUGCGUCACUACGACAUACGCGCCGGCGAACUGACCUGCGACAAGAUUGGCGAACCCAUCACAUAUCUAGCGCAAACGCGCGAUGAGCAAUGCUUGGUGGCUGGUUGUCAGGACAGCGUGGUGCGUCUGCUGGACUGCGAGACAGGUGGCCUACUCUCGGAAUAUAAAGCUCAUCAGGGCCAGGACUAUCACAUCGAGUGCGGCAUUCUAGCUAGCGACGCGCAUAUUGUUUCCGGCUCCAGUGAUGGUCACGCCUACAUUUGGGAUCUGCUCGAAGGCAAAGUGUUGCAGUGUCUGCGCAUAAGUGAUAACGGCGGAGUGGUGCAUUCGCUGGCUACUCAUCCAAAGCGACAGGAGCUUUUAUUUGCCAGGCGACGCGAUAUGUAUGUCUUCUCUGCAGAUUUGCAAAUCGAGGAGCUGCAGUUGUAGCUUAUAAUAAAGUUUGUAGACUAAGUAAACACACACUUGAGAUAUUUUUUUGAGGGGAAAAGGAAAAACCAUUUAUUUGACAUAAUUAUUUGCUGUUUUUUUUUAUCUUUUUAUGUAUUUUCUGCUGUUUUUCGAUUUUUUUUUUUUUGUUUAAUAUAGAGCAUGAAUGUAUGUAGUAUUAUAUGUUUGUAUGUAUGUAAUUUUUUAUGAACUGGCUUAUAUAUGUAUUUAUGUAUGUUUUUGCUUCUUUUUGCUGUUAUAUAAAUCGUUUCAACUGCAAAUGCGCUCUCGGCAAACGCCCAACAUAUGUGCAAGUGCAUGGCUGUGUGUGUAUGUGUGUGUUCUGUGUUUUUGUGUGCGUGUGUGGGUGGGUGGAGCGCCGCUCUCUCCAUCAUUCUCAAAC